Messenger RNA from Actinia tenebrosa (Australian red waratah sea anemone), 2964 nucleotides. RefSeq names its product ubiquitin-conjugating enzyme E2Q-like protein 1. The record is from RefSeq and is a predicted model, not a curated record. NCBI's taxonomy places the organism in Eukaryota, Metazoa, Cnidaria, Anthozoa, Actiniaria, Actiniidae.
UUAUAUAAAUAAGAGCAUAAAACACAGAGAAAUAAAUGAAUUAUGAGAUACGAUCGGGAAUUAUGCCCGAAGACGACAGUUCAAUAUAGAAAAAAGGUAAAAAGGGUAUACUGUCUUUGUGGCCUUUAAGACGAUUUUUCUUCUCUUAUUUUUCUCAUUUUCUUUGUUUUAUGGUAACGGAAAGAAAUGCAGUAUAACAAACCGGAAGUGGUGAAUCUUCACUUUGCCUUCCCAUAACACCCUGCACGAUGAGUUAUUUUUCAUUACAUUCGAUCCUUCAUCAAACUCUCUACUCUAAGGGGAAAUUUAAACAGUUUUGCUCUGCUCUUUAGUGCUUGAAUGGACUGAUUAAUCCUUUAAAAAGAUCAUUUUUUGUUUUAUAUUGCGAAAAAGGUUACUUAUUGGCCGGCUUAGUUGAUAAUUUCGUGUCUUUUUGCUCAGCUUUGCUUGGACAAAAUGGCGUCCGUCCUGAAAAAGUUGGUACGACGAGACGCACGAAACGCCACGGAACACAACACUGAAGGGGGGUCACGUACCCAUCUCAACCACAAACAGUCAACAGAGAAUAAGAAUAAAGAUGGGCCUGAUAAGUUGAAAAAGUCCGAGGAUGUCAAAGAAGACACCAGUACUAAGAAGAACGAAGCGUCGACCAAAAACGGUGGUGCAAUGGAGGUCGCUAGUAUGUCUCUCUCUCACGCACAACGCGUUCGAACAAAACGACUUAUGAAAGAAUUUCACGACGUUAACCGAAAAAGCGAUUAUAGGAUAUUUUCAGCCGAGCUGGUCAGUGAUAAUCUAUACGAAUGGAACGUUAAAUUACACAAAAUAGACGGAGACAGUCUACUUCAUCGAGAUAUGGUCGAAACAGGAGCCAAAUACAUCCUUCUCAAUAUCACAUUUCCGGAGAAUUUCCCUUUUGCGCCGCCAUUUAUGCGAGUUCUUGCCCCACGAAUCGAAGGCGGCUUUGUUCUAGACGGAGGGGCUAUCUGUAUGGAACUCUUAACACCUAAAGGCUGGAGCAGUGCUUAUACAGUCGAGGCAGUAAUUCUUCAGUUCUCGGCUGCUGUCGUUAAAGGCAAAGGACGAAUUGAUAGAACUUGCAAGAAAGCAUUCUCGAGGAAAGAGGCCGAAAGCGCUUUUAAAAGGCUAGUUAAAACACAUGAAAAAUACGGCUGGGUUACUCCACCAAAGUCGGAAGGGUAACAGAGGUUGUAAGGGUCUUGUGUGAAAAGUUUUUGGUAUAGAUUUGUUUCUUUUGGUCAAUGAAUAAUAAAUAUGUAUAUAGAUAAUUAUAUACACGCUAAUUAAUAUAUAACUGGGACUAAUAAUUUUAGAGAAAAACGCUGAAAAGAAUGUGGAAUUGCCAUGGAAAAUCAAUUCUGAACUUUUUACUUCAAGCGCAGUUUUUAUUGUGUUAGGCAAUAAUUCCAAUUUUUUUUUUAAAAAAGUUAAUAUAUUUGAUGGAAUUGAAAGAUUCUCCUUUGGGAAUUUCUGUAGUCAGAAAUUUUCAUUGAAAAAACUACAGAAUGUUCCUAAUUUAUAAACAUUCAAAUUGAUACAUUUAUCAGACUUUUCCUCUAUUAGUUCUUGGUAUGUCUUCUAGUGUAGUUACAUUAUAAAGUUACAGUUCAAAAGGCACCAAGUAAUAUCAUUCAGUGUUUUCUAAUUGUACAGUCGUGAAAUAUUCCAUUCUCCAGUUGUGCCUUUUAUAGACUAUAUUUUCGCUAUUGAUAUUAUCAGAAAAUCAGCUCGUGAUUAUAGAAGGUAAGUUGUUACGAUAAUCACUAUAUUGAUGAUAAAAUAUAGCAAUCUUUAGGUGGUAAAAGCAAAUCUAGAUAUUCCUCUGAAAAAAAUUGUUAUACAGACCUAGACAUGAGAUGGGUUAAUGUAGUGUUUGUGUGUAUGUGUGCCAAAAAUAAUAUAAGAUAUUUCAAAAACCAGACUCAAAUGGAAUUAUCCAGACUCCUUUACUGAAGUGCUUUGGAGGCUGUCAUAUACAAUAGAUAUGACAAAAUAAAGGUUUAAUCAAUGAUGAGAGCUUGAUGUUUCUGCUGCAAUGGUGGCUAUUCUCAUCAGAAUGUGGGUAACAUAGGAAAUAAGCUUCAAAAGGCAUUGCACACUGUAAGACAUGUUUUUAGUCGCCUUUUUGCCUCCAAAAAACAAAUUUAUGAGCUGUGAUACUGAGAUGCUAAAGUUAUUUUUGCCCUAUACAUCAAAUUGAAAUAUUGCAACCAAUUUGAAUAACCAUUGUUCUGGUCUGACUAGCCUCUCAUACAUGUGAAAACACUUUUAGGUUUCCACAUGAACACGAGGCUAGUCAGUCUAACACAAUGGUUAUUCAAAUUGGUAGCCAUAUUUUAAUUUGGUGUAUUAACAAGCAAAUUCUUAGACUUCCAAUCGAAAAAUACAAGCAAGCUGUCACCAGCAGCCAGAUGUUAGCAUUAAUUUGAUAAGAAAGGAGUGGUAUUGAAUUAAUGAAUUGAAUGCACAAUCAAAUGGCUGGUGUGAGUAGAUUAAAGUGGAUCAUAGAAUAACACUCGUAAUAGCAGAAACACAACGGAAACCUCAUGUAUUGUGUUCUUUUUAUUAAACAAUAUAAAUAUUGUAUAUGAAAUCAUGAAAGUUACCUUAUUUUCAGUGCAGGCAAAUAUUACCAUAUUGCAAAAUCUGAUUAUUAAUAUUUGCAACUGAUAAUAGACUUGGAAAAAAUAAAAUAGGGCUGAAAAUGGAAACUUGGUUUUAUAUACUGUAUACACGGRAAAAAAUGACAUUAAAAUAUCAUGUGAAUUUAUAAAUUAGCGUUUGUUUUGGUUUAGUUAAAAUCAGAUUUUUAUCAUAACUAGUGAUUAGUAAUGAAAUAUAAAGGACUAGCUAUUAGGAGUAUGUAUAUAUAUACGUAAAUGUACAUAUAAGUUUAUUAAAAUGAACAAUAUAAAAUAUUCCAAUUGUAACUUUGGAUAUCAA